ACAAAUCAUAAUCAAGGAACCUCUCUAAAACCCUACUCCUCUCUCUCUCUCUCUCUUCUCUUCUUCUCCAAACCAAAUCUCUCGAUUCCUUAAAAAAAACCCUAAUCACGCCUCUCUCAAGUUUCAUUCUUUCUCACCGGACUCUCCUCGGUUCUGUCUUUCUCUGCCGCCAGUACGUGUGCAGAUAUGGCUACCGAGGAAGGUGUUCGUUCAGCACAGGAGGUUUCUGAAGCCUUUGUGGACCAGUACUUUCUAGUUCUAAGACAGCAGCCUGACCAAGCUUCUAAGUUUUAUGCCGCUGGUGCUGUUGUCAGCAGACCUAGACCUGAUGGUUCUAUGAUGACUUUUAAUUCCAAUGAGGCUAUCAACGAGCAGAUCAUUUCCUGUGACUAUGAGAAUACGACAUUUGAGGUGCUGAGUAUUGAUUCUCAGAGUUCUUUGGAAGAUGGGAUAUUUUUCAUGGUUGUUGGUUUCGUGACUGGAAAAGACAACCGGAGGAGGAAGUUUUCUCAGAUGUUCUAUCUUGCUCGUCAAAAGGACUACGAUGUCCUCAAUGACAUCUUCCGUUAUGUUGAUGAUGACGAAUCCACCCCGAAAACUCUGCCACUUCUUGAACCUGUGUCAGCAGCUGAGAAGGUGAAGCCAGCUGAUGGUCCAAAGAAGACUGAGAAGUCUGUUAGUGCUUCUGUUCAAAAGAAUGAUGUUGCUAAAGCUAAUGUUCCAUUGGAAAAUGGAAAGGUCAAGCACUCUGAUGAAAAGGCUGUUACUGCUCAAAAGCCAGUUGCUGAAAUAGUUGCUCCUCAGCUUGAUGGAGCCAAGAGAUCGUAUGUUGCAAUUGUUCAAUCAAUGGCACAAAACGUUGCUCCGCUUCAAGUUAAAGCUGUUAAAGCCCAAGCCCCGGUUCAGAAACCUAAGAACAUGGGACAACCCCGUGCAGCUGGAGCACCUCAAAAACCUGCUUCUGUCAGUAACUCUGUAAAGAAAUUCGAUCAUAAGAUCAAUGAAGAACCAGGAACUUCGAUAUUUGUGGCUAAUCUGCCAAUGAAUGCAAUGCCACCUCAACUCCAUGAACUGUUUAAGGAUUUUGGUCCUAUCAAGGAAAAUGGGAUUCAAGUCCGAAGCUCCAGGGGCCAGACUUCGGUUUGCUUCGGGUUCAUUUCCUUUGAAUCUGCUUCCUCUGUGCAGAGCGUGCUUCAGGCUGCCAAGAACACGCCCUUCAUGCUUGCAGACCGUAAGCUUCGUGUAAAGGAAAAGGAAGUUGACUACGAUGGAAGUAAACAAUCUGGGAAAACCAGAAGUGGAAGCGGUGGAAGCAAGACUCAGGCUCAGGCUCAGGCUCAGGCUCAGACUCAGGCGCAGACUCAGACGCAGCAGACUCAGGCUCAGAAUGGCUCUGCAGCCUCUGCAGAUGACGGAGAUGAGUUCACUGUCGUCAGAAGCCGUAGGAACCGUGGAGGUGGAAGUGGUGGAAGCAGUGAAAGCAAGACUCAGAAUGGAUCAGCAGAUGGCGAAGAUGAGUUCAAGCCGGUCAAAAGCCGUAGGAACGGUGGAAGAAACAGUGAAAGAAGAGGAGGAGGAGCACGCAACGGAAACGGAGAGAAUUACCAAAAAAACAGUGAAGGAAGAGCCCCCUAAGGUGAAGGAGAAAACAGAACAUCUUGAUGACGGUCUCCUUUACAAACACCAACACAAGAACACCUAAACUUUGCAGCUUUACUAGAAAUUUAAUUGUUUCAAGAGUUUGCAAAUUGAGAUUACAGAUUCAAAUAUUUUUACUUCUUUUUAGGUCUUCUUAUUUUUUGUUUUCUCCUUAUGGAACUCAAUAUAAUUCUUCAUUUCCUACUCU
This is a messenger RNA of Capsella rubella, 1846 nucleotides long. Its product is annotated as ras GTPase-activating protein-binding protein 1. Gene Ontology annotation, molecular function: mRNA binding. The record is from RefSeq and is a predicted model, not a curated record. Lineage: Eukaryota; Viridiplantae; Streptophyta; Magnoliopsida; Brassicales; Brassicaceae. Bases 187 to 1635 code for a protein of 482 amino acids. Gene Ontology annotation, cellular component: ribonucleoprotein complex; cytosol. The transcript is spliced from 9 exons.